GAACAAAAUGAAAGUUAUUUCAUCAAAAUGCUUUAUUUUAUUGACUUUAGCCACUUCAAGCUUGUUAACAUCAAGCAUCUUUUGUACAGAUGAAUUAAUGAUGUCCAAUUUUCACAGCAAAGAAAAUUAUGACAAAUAUUCUGAGCCUAAAGGAGACCCUGAGGGAGAAAAGGAAAGAAGUCUCAGUUUUGAAGAGCUCCAAGACUGGGGUCCAAAAACUGUCAUUAAGAUGAGUGCACCCACAGUCAACAAAACGCCACACUCAGCUGCCAAUUUGCCAUUGAGAUUUGGGAGGACCAUGGAAGAAGAAAGAAGCACUGGGGCAAUGGCCAACCUGCCCCUGAGAUUUGGAAGAAAUAUAAAGGAAAGUAUCUCAAGACAUGUUCCUAAUCUGCCCCAAAGGUUUGGGAGAACAACGGCCAAAAGCGUCGCCAAGACACGGAGUGAUUUGCUCCAACAAUCCAUGCUUUCACCAUCUGCCAGUGAGUUACUCUACUCCAUGAACUGCCAGCCCCGAGAAAUCCAGAAUCCUGAUCAAAAACACCCAUGGAGACUAGGAUUCAAGAAAAUAGACGAUACAGAACUGAAACAAGAAAAAUAAGAGAUUCGGAGCUUGUCCCUAAAGAUGAUAUAAAGCUGUGGCCUGUAAUCUGUAAACAACUCUACAGUGAAGACAACAAUGAAGGAAGAGUCACGGUACUCUUUUGAUGGGUUAUCACUGACAACAAUUUUUCCUUGUCACUAGAGCUGGUAUCUUAAAAGUUAUUUUAAAAAAUUUAAAGAAUAUUGUAAUGUAAAAAUGAAAUAAUUUUUGUCUAAAUAAAAAGAACAUUGCAAAUA
Molecule: messenger RNA, 840 nt
Organism: Herpailurus yagouaroundi (jaguarundi)
Lineage: Eukaryota; Metazoa; Chordata; Mammalia; Carnivora; Felidae
Gene: NPVF
Product: neuropeptide VF precursor
Exons: 3
Coding region: 8-601 (197 amino acids)
Biological process (GO): negative regulation of gonadotropin secretion; neuropeptide signaling pathway
Molecular function (GO): signaling receptor binding
Source: RefSeq, a predicted model, not a curated record